AUGAGGGACCCUCCCGAACGGCUCCGAAAAGCUGUCAUCGACGGCAACUUGCCCAUCACAAAACGACUUCUAGCAAGGUUUCCUGAGCUCUGGCUCAAUACGGAUCCAACAAACAAAGGGUGGUGCAACUUGCAUUAUGCUGCGUUCCAAGGCAACUACCUUGUAUGUUUCCACCUCAUGUCGCUAAAAAGACGCGCUUUUGCUGCCUCAGAUAUGGAUAUGUUGACCUUCGAUAACUUGACGGUGCUCCACAUGCCCAUUUUCCGUCAUCAUUCACAGACAUUACACUAUUUGCUUCAGGAGUUUUCUGGGCACGCUUGGAUCAAUCAUAAGGGUGGCGAUCUCGAAAGAACUCCCCUUCACUACUGCUGUAUAUGUUUCUUCACUGAUGGUCUCAAGCUCCUACUAGAGUUUGGCGCUGACUGGAAGUUAACCGACAAAAAUGGAGACACUUGUCUCCAUUUGUGCUUUGCUUACGGAGAUAAGGCAGGCUUGCGGGAAUUGGUCAAGUGCAUUGUGGCCAAAUGCCUCAGGUCGCUUCAUGAAGUGGGACAGUCCCUGGUUCCAGCAAGAGAGGCCAUUUUGGCUGAGCUAAUGGAGUUUGAGGAUAUCAGGAAUAACCAUGGCUUUAAAGCUAUAGACUACGCUGCAUCCUUCGAUCUCCAGACCUUGUAUAAAGAAAAUCGGACGUCGUGGGUGGAAGCAGCCAUAGAGGAAGAGAGCAUGCUUCUCAAGCUGCGUCUAGAUAAUUGGGACUCUGUAUUGGCAUUCACUCCAACUGGAGGUUCUGCUAAGUUUGACACUUCAUCUUUGCAUCCAUCCAGUCAGUCUUCAGCAUCUUCUUUAACUGCCCCUGACUCAUCUUCCCUAGCAAUUUCUCAAGCAACAAAGCCGUCGAUUCUGCCCGAGAAAGAUGAAAGCGUCGCAAAGCAGACACGCACUCAUCUGUCGUCUCUAGGCAACGAUGCGUCUCAUUUUUCGCCUCUGGAUAAGGCGGCUCGUAGAAGAGCUAAUACCUCCAUUGUGCAAGGUUACAAACCGCCACCUCCCCCACUAGCAUUGAAUACCCACUCGAAUCUGAGCGGCAGCUCCAAGAGUAACGUCAAGAUGUCGAGUCCAGUAACCCCGUUGCUGAUUGAUUUUCCGAAGACUCCUUCAUUGAAAUCGGUGACUAUAUCUCCUUCAGUGAGAGGCUCUAAAAGACGCACUAGCAUCAAUAGCCUUACUGCUGCUGCCACCGAGCUGGUGAAGGAAAGUACUCCAGACGAGUCGCUGCUCUCUGCUUCUCCAGAACUGAACCCUCAAAUCUCUCAGUUUGCAUCCCCCAUUGUGGAACAACAUCCUUCUACAAGUAGGCUCGCAGAAAGCCGCAGAAGGUCAAUGACAUCAAUCCAGUCACCUCCAAUUCGCUCCGCUUCUUUACACUUCCUGCCACUCGGCAUCACUAGGCGUCGCAGCAAUACCAGCACGACUUCAAAUGGAGUCAACUCGUCGACAACCAUACUGACAUUUACAGAAACAUCAGCUGACGGACUGGUGAGUACUUCUCCAGCCAACUCAGACGCGCCAAAGAUCAAUUCACGCCGCAGCUCGCUCCGAAGAAACAUUUCAACGCCUUCCGUGAUCCAUUCCUCCGCUAUUAGCAACGGAAGUUCAGAGACGCCCCUGCAUCCGCACGGCAGAGGAGAACGGUUCUACCGUCACGCCAACGCCUCUGACUCGAUGAUUCGUUCAAGGCCAACGUCUCCGUUUGAGUCGGGAGGCGACGAGACUAGCACCCUGUUGGACACCAUCAAGCUUGUGCACCAGCGAUCUCACGAUGCCGUUCCUGAGGAUCAAGUGGUGCAAUCGUUUGUGGUAACGAUACCACGGGAAAGCAUCAAUGGUCGGGGUGGAAGGGACGAGAGAACGUAUUCAAUGUCGUCGGUGAGGUCUAAACCAGACAGUAGCCGAACGUCGACUAUCUCGUCACAGAGCACUGGGCGGGAUCUUAACAGCAUCAAACUCACGCGGGUUCGUGAUGAUUGA
This is a messenger RNA of Candidozyma auris, 2028 nucleotides long. RefSeq lists its product as uncharacterized. Lineage: Eukaryota; Fungi; Ascomycota; Pichiomycetes; Serinales; Metschnikowiaceae. Gene Ontology annotation, molecular function: protein binding. The record is from RefSeq and is a predicted model, not a curated record. The transcript has a single exon. Bases 1 to 2028 code for a protein of 675 amino acids.